AUGUUUGAAAGUAUAGAGAUUACAUUGCGUGAAGAUUUAGUUAUGGAUGACGAAGCCAAAGUAUCUUUUGGAAAAUCUUCAAGUAUUCCUUAUUUCCACGCUUUUAAUGGAAGAAUUAUUUGUCAUGCUACUCCAAAAGAACCAUUAAAGUUAUACCCCAAAUAUGAUUGGGCAAUCGUUGAGCUAGACAUCACAAGUAGAGAACUCGACUCAUUAUUCGCAGAGAGUUGUCACUUUCCACCAAUCCCCAAGUUUAUCAUUCCAACACCUUCCAAAGUUGAAACAUCCAUUCAAUCUGAUAUAUAUAAAUAUUUUUCGGUACUUUGGUUUACAAUUAUUGAAGAAUGA
Naegleria gruberi is the source of this 348-nucleotide messenger RNA. RefSeq lists its product as uncharacterized. Bases 1 to 348 code for a protein of 115 amino acids. Lineage: Eukaryota; Heterolobosea; Eutetramitea; Acrasida; Naegleriidae. The transcript has a single exon. The record is from RefSeq and is a predicted model, not a curated record.